This is a messenger RNA of Panonychus citri (citrus red mite), 597 nucleotides long. RefSeq names its product zinc finger protein 75A-like. Gene Ontology annotation, molecular function: DNA-binding transcription factor activity, RNA polymerase II-specific; RNA polymerase II transcription regulatory region sequence-specific DNA binding. Gene Ontology annotation, biological process: regulation of transcription by RNA polymerase II. Bases 57 to 473 code for a protein of 138 amino acids. The transcript is spliced from 4 exons. The record is from RefSeq and is a predicted model, not a curated record. Lineage: Eukaryota; Metazoa; Arthropoda; Arachnida; Trombidiformes; Tetranychidae. Gene Ontology annotation, cellular component: nucleus.
UCUCAAUGGUUCUUUAGAUGGAAAUAAAUGUUCCAAAGAAGGUAAAUUGAGAUCACAUGGAGCUUUUCUCGAAUUACAGUCCAAGACUUGCACUGGUUGACAAAGUAUUAAAACGGAGUAAACAAAGUAAACCAAUGAUUGGACCCGAUGGUAGAUAUUUAUAUCCAUGUGAUCACUGCCAAAAGACAUUUUGUUCAUCCUCUGAUCUCAAUCGACACAUUGGAUUCCAUGAGAGUAAGGAUAUUCGUCCAUUUAAAUGUGAAUUCUGUGAUUACCAAAGUCGCACAAACAGUCAACUUAAAGUUCAUGUUAUGAGACAUGCUGGAAUCAAACAAUAUCUAUGUCAUACCUGCAACUAUAAUGGAGUAACCCAAUCUGAUCUGAAUCGUCAUCGGAAAACUCAAUCACACAAAUCAAGAGUGGAACAUUUGUUCAAUAUGUUCAUUGGGAUUUUCCACAGCGACAUUACUUGAAGAUCACAUAUUCAAGUUCCACGACAACAACAAUAACAACAGCGAAAGCCAUGGAAAUAAUGACAAACGAGGACUAUCAGCAAGUCCAAAAGAAUCCAAAAAUGGAUCGUGUUUAUCAUCUUCA